Messenger RNA from Knipowitschia caucasica, 939 nucleotides. NCBI's taxonomy places the organism in Eukaryota, Metazoa, Chordata, Actinopteri, Gobiiformes, Gobiidae. The record is from the annotation of a GenBank genome assembly.
AUGUCGACUCUGGGAGGCCGCCGCGGGAUGAGGCCUAAAAUGAUGAUGCCGUUUGAUGCCCAGCCGCCUCAGCCGGUCAUCUCAGCUCACCCCAUCCACUCCCUGGACUCGCUCCAGCCUCAGCACUACCACAGCCUGGCCUCGCCCACGCGCACCUACCUGUACCACCCCCAGGCCAGUGGAGGGCGCUACCACCCCUGUGCCUCCCCCAUCGCUCACCUGUCCCGGGGCGAGUCUAUAGAGUCGGUGAGGAACACGCCGUGCUCGGACGCCCCUCCCCCGGCCUCCUCGCAGCUCUCCUCGCAGCUCUCCUCGCAGCUCUCCUCGCAGCUCUCCUCGCAGCUCUCCUCGCAGCUCUCCUCGCAGCUCUCCUCGCAGCUCUCCUCGCAGCUCUCCUCGCAGCUCUCCUCGCAGCUCUCCUCGCAGCUCUCCUGUCCCUCGGAGAUCACGGUGGACCCGGAGGGGAGCUACCACGGCAGCACCACGGAGGAGGAGGGCAGCUAUAGCGGCAGCCUGGCCCCUCUGCGCCCGGUGCACGCACACGCACACCCGCUGAAGAGCUUCGCAGUCCCCGCCAUCCCCCCGGGAGCCCACCCCUCCUACGAGAACCCCGCCCUGCCCUGCACGCCCCUGCUCACACAGAGCGGCGCUCCCAGCCACCCCCACGUGGUGAAGACGGCCUCCAUCGGGACCCUGGGCCGGACGCGGACCCCGAUGAUCGUGACGGUGCCCAACGCCCCGGACGUCCCGGAGACCAGCCGGAUGUUGGAGGACGUGGACAGUGUCCUGGCCUCCCUGACGCCCUCCUCCGCCUCGCGCAGUAACGCCCCCCCUCCUGUGCCUCUCCCGCAGAGCUACGAACCUGACGAGCUGACGGAGGAGAUGGCCCACCUGGAGGGCCUCAUGAAAGACCUGAACGCAAUCACCACCGCGCCCUAG